Messenger RNA from Linum tenue, 417 nucleotides. NCBI's taxonomy places the organism in Eukaryota, Viridiplantae, Streptophyta, Magnoliopsida, Malpighiales, Linaceae. The record is from the annotation of a GenBank genome assembly.
AUGGGAGGUGAAGAUGAAGAAGCUGAAGAUAUCCCACAUGUACAAAAAGAACAAGUGGGAAACCAAACACUACUCGAAGCUGAAGAUAUCCCACAUGAAAGGGCAGAACAAGUGGGAAACCAGACUCUACCCGAAUCAGAAUAUAGAGGUUCGGUUGACUCACGACAUGUUCGUGGGAAUCUAGACGAUGAGCCAACUGAUCCUAUUUAUGAUGGUCCACACUACGACCCCAGAUGUGACCAUUCUACUCUAAAGUUUACGGUGGGAAUGAGCUUCAAUUCCCUGGAGCAGUUUAAAGAGGCAGUGGAGGAACACUCCAUCGCAAUUGGAGCUGAUAUCAAGUGGACGAGAAGUGACAAGAAUAAGAAGCAAGUUGAAUGUCGCCAGAAGUAUGGGUGGUAUAUCUAUGGUAGUUAA